Molecule: messenger RNA, 1582 nt
Organism: Dicentrarchus labrax (European seabass)
Lineage: Eukaryota; Metazoa; Chordata; Actinopteri; Moronidae
Product: protocadherin alpha-4-like
Exons: 1
Coding region: 492-1484 (330 amino acids)
Biological process (GO): homophilic cell-cell adhesion
Cellular component (GO): plasma membrane
Molecular function (GO): calcium ion binding
Source: RefSeq, a predicted model, not a curated record
CAUUUAAUUCAUUAAGUUUUACUUGGCAAUGAUCAAUACAUCAUCGUCCCUCUUGUCAGUUAUAGCAUUCCUCUGUAGAGUUUACUCUGUUGACUUAUUUCACUGAUCUUAUUGUUGUUGCCUUUGCAGCAAACAAACAAUAACGGUUCACCAAACCGAUCAUCAAUCAUACAUUCCUGGUGUAUUGUUUAAGAAAAGAUCCUAACUCGUGAAGUGUGUUUGGUAAAGUACCCACUGUGGUCUAUUAGAGGAACGCAAGAUGUCGCUCGAGACCACACAUUCAAUCGUGUUCAUUAAUGACCUAAAACUCCACCUCCACUGUCGGUGAAGGAAGAACCAGCCUGUACGUUUCGUAGGGGUUGGGUUAGUAAACCACUUCGUCUUGAAAGAUGGUUUCUAUAUGACGAGAGAUUGGCUGUCUUUUGGAUAUUGUCCUGUUUUUGUGGAUGAAUGAAGGUUUUUUGCCUGUAUUUCUUAUCUAAACGAAAAGGAUGCGUCGUCAACAGUACAGAGACGCCGUAUGGAUGUUGUGCGCCAUUCUUCUUUGUUUAUCUGACUGGUCUGCAGCUCAGAUUUCUUACUCCGUUUCCGAGGAGGUGGACAAAGGCACAGUGGUGGGGAAUCUCGUUAAGGAUUUAAACAUCAAUACACAGCAGCUGGAGGAACGGGGCUUUCGGAUUGUAUCAGGAUACAGUAAGAAAUAUUUCGAGGCAAAUUUAAGAACAGGAGCUUUGUUUGUUAACGAAAGGAUUGACCGAGAAGAGCUUUGUCCGAAUUCACCUAAAUGUUCCUUAAAUAUAGAGGGACUAUUGAGCCAUCCUAUGAAUAUUUAUCGCAUUGAGGUCAUCAUUAUUGACAUAAAUGAUAAUGCACCGUCAUUCCUCGAGCAAAUCCAUGUGUUUAAUAUAUCCGAGUCUUCUUCAUCUGGAGAGAGGUAUCCGCUCCCAAUAGCCCAAGAUUCAGACACAGGCAGCAAUUCAGUGAAAACAUACAAGUUAAGUCCCAACGAGCAUUUCGCCAUAGAUGUGAGUAGCGGAGGAGACAGUGCGUCUGCUGAGUUAGUGCUGCAGAAAGCUUUAGAUCGAGAGAAACAACCGAUUAUUAAACUAACAUUAACAGCUGUAGACGGAGGAAAACCUGUAAAAUCUGGCACUAUGCAGAUCCUUGUGAAUGUGAUUGACGUUAAUGAUAACACGCCUUCUUUUAGCAAGUCGCUCUAUAAAGUAAGAGUACGCGAAAAUGUACCAAUAAGUACAACAAUAUUGAAACUAAAUGCAACCGAUUUAGACGAAGGACCAAAUUCAGACAUCAAAUAUUCUUUAAUGAAAAGAGGGAAUGUGAACUCCGCUGGAAAAUUUACUGUCAUUCCUGAAAGCGGUGAAAUCAUUUUAAAUGCUAAUUUGGAUUACGAAGAAAGCAAUGCAUAUGAAUUAAGAGUACAAGCAACAGAUCAAAGGCGCUUCCCCGCGCAGUGGUUAUUCUAAAGUGCUGGUAGAGGUAAUCGAUGUUAAUGAUAAUGCACCGGAAAUCUCUAUAACUUCACUCAUGAGUCCAGUAAAGGAAAGUGCGGAAACUGGAACAG